AAGUUCCUUGGUUCUAAUUACGCCCUCACACGCACACACACACAUAAAUAUUUAUAUAUAUAUAUGCGUUUGGACGCGUAAACGAUGAAAGUAGUAGAUUUAGUUAAGUUCACUUCCUAUUAAGAAAUCCGGUGUUUUAGUGUCAAAACACUCCUAAAAGUUUUGAUAAUGGCAACAACAAUUCCACAUGUGUUUGUUUGUCUAGUUUAAGAUAAGCCGAAAUGUGGUAUUCACAAUAGUCUACUAAACUUUAAAAGUAUUUGAAGUGGAACAUUUAAUGCGGGUUAGCAAGUAUAUUCUAUUACUGCAUAUACUUUAUACGCACUUUCGACAAGUUGUGGGGCACCUGUGCACUGUAUACAAUAACUUCAAACUUUAUUUUAUUCAAAGAUUUAAAGAUUGUUGUAGUGUUAAUUUUUUAGUUUUUGCAAUUAAUGUACAUCUUUAAUAAUUUUUUCAAGUUUUAUUUCGUAGAUAUAUGUAUGUGGUGCAACAUAACACUUAUAUAUAAUACAAAAUCGCAUUAAAAUCCAAAUCGAAAACCGAACACUAACAUAAGCGAGAUUUAUAAAUAAAAUCUUUAUUUGCUUAUAAGAAAGCAGCUGUCAUUUGGUGUAAAAACAUAAAGUAUCCUAGUCAUUGACAUGUGACUCGUAUUUAAAUCAAUAUGUGUGUCAAAGAAUAAAGGAAUUACAUUUAUUUGUGACUUCAAUGCGUUAACACUUAACGAUCAUGUCUUCUCCGCGCUGUGUUGCCCUCUUGGUGGUUUGCUUACUCGGUGCGAGCAUAAUUGCUAUCGUGUCCCCUUCUGCAGUAUCACAGCGACCAAAUAUUCUGCUUAUUCUGGCUGACGACUAUGGAUUUCACGAUAUAGGGUACCAUGGCUCGGAAAUACAAACCCCGAAUCUGGAUAAAUUGGCCGGAGAAGGUGUCAAGCUUGAAAACUAUUACGUCCAGCCCAUCUGUACCCCGACACGGAGCCAACUUAUGUCCGGAAGAUAUCAGAUUCACACUGGACUACAGCACUCUAUUAUUUGGCCAGAGCAACCAAACUGCCUGCCUCUUGAUAGCCCCACUCUAGCAGAUAAAAUGCGAGAGAGCGGAUAUUCUACCCAUAUUGUGGGUAAAUGGCAUCUGGGAUUUUAUAAAAAAGAAUGUCUUCCAACUAACAGGGGUUUCGAUUCUUAUUUUGGUUAUUUAACUGGUUCUGAAGACUAUUACACCCACAAACACUGUGCAGGAUUCUGUGGCUUUGAUCUGCGAAACAACUUGGAGCCUGUAAGAAACAACACGGAAUACUCUGCAUUUUUAUUUGCCAAAAAAGCAAUCAAUGUCAUUGAAGACCACGACACCACUAAGCCACUUUUCCUCUACGUCCCCUUCCAGUCUGUCCAUGCCCCUCUCCAGGUACCAGACAAAUACAUUGCACCUUAUCGUCACAUCAAAGACAGGAAUAGACGAAUCUAUGCAGGAAUGACAGCCUGCAUGGAUGAAGCUAUUGGCAAUAUUACCAACGCUAUGAAGAAGAAAGGCUUAUGGAAUAACACUGUCCUGGUUUUCUCUACAGAUAAUGGAGGUCAAAUUCUGGAAGGGGGCAACAACUGGCCCCUUCGAGGGUGGAAGGGGUCCCUUUGGGAAGGUGGACUUCAUGGCGUUGGUUUUGUUACCAGUGAGUUGCUGAAAACGAAAGGAACCAGCUCCAAAGCCUUAAUACAUGUCUCAGACUGGUUCCCAACAUUGGUCAACUUGGCUGGAGGUUCUCUGAAUGGAACCAAACCCCUCGAUGGCUUUGACCAGUGGUCAACUAUCAGUGAAGGGACCCUUAGUGCCCGCAAGGAGAUUCUUCACAACAUCGACCCUUUAUACAAACCUAAAGGGCAAUCUCAUUUCCCCAAUAUAUUUGACACCCGUACAAGAGCUGCUCUUAGAUACGGGGACUGGAAAAUUAUCACCGGGAAUCCAGGUAAUGACAAAUGGAUUCCACCCCCACACAUGAAUUUACCUGCCUCUUCCAAACCGUCUCAUUUAAAAAAUAUCUGGUUAUUCAAUAUCACGGCAGACCCAAACGAAUACAACGACGUUUCACUUGAAAAACUUAACGUUGUGGAGUUCAUGCUUACUCGCUUGGCUCACUACAAUGCUACGGCUGUGACGCCUCGAUUUCCAAAAGGAGAUCCGGCAUCUAAUCCCCAGCUGCAUGGAGGUUUCUGGGGCCCAUGGCAAUAAUUUUAAAAAUAAACACAGAUAUUUUAUUUUCCUUUCAUCUUAUUAAGAUUAAAACAGAUUAAAGUACGUUCAUAAUUGUGUUGCUACACCAAAAGGAUAAAGGCAGAUUAGAACACUUCAUGCACGUAACAUUUAACCAUUUAAAAGGACAGUGACAUUUAUAUAUAUAUAUAUAUAUAUACAUACAUAUAUACAUACAUAUAUACAUACAUAUACAAACACACACACACACACAUGCACACACUAAUAUUGAGCAGUGAGAAUGAGAGCUCAACACUGCAUUGGUUGAUAAAAAUUACUUACUUGUGGGUUGACAAGGUUACCACAACAUUCCCAUGUGUCAGGUCUGAUAAUUGUUGAGAAAUUCUUGGCUGCAUAAAACCAUUGGUAGCCUUGUUAACUGACAAAUAAGAAAAAUGUGUGUGUGUGUAUAUAUAUAUAUAUAUAUAUAUAUAUAUAUAAUAUGAAUCUCUCAAAAGAGAUGAGG
This is a messenger RNA of Octopus sinensis (East Asian common octopus), 2713 nucleotides long. RefSeq names its product arylsulfatase B. NCBI's taxonomy places the organism in Eukaryota, Metazoa, Mollusca, Cephalopoda, Octopoda, Octopodidae. The record is from RefSeq and is a predicted model, not a curated record. The transcript is spliced from 9 exons. Bases 733 to 2226 code for a protein of 497 amino acids.